Pseudomassariella vexata is the source of this 1476-nucleotide messenger RNA. RefSeq lists its product as uncharacterized. The record is from RefSeq and is a predicted model, not a curated record. The transcript is spliced from 2 exons. The coding region runs from base 1 to 1476 and encodes 491 amino acids. NCBI's taxonomy places the organism in Eukaryota, Fungi, Ascomycota, Sordariomycetes, Amphisphaeriales, Pseudomassariaceae.
AUGUCGGCCGACGAUCAACAAUUUCUCGACUUGCUCUCUUCCCUGCCCAACCAGAUCCGACGGUACUCGACCGAAGUUGCCGAUUAUGUCGACCAGUCUGUCGAUAAAGUUGCAGACACCUUGAGGGACUCGCUUGCAUCUGCGCCAUGGCUGCCGGAUUGGAUGCCGGAGUACAUCAAGCCCAAGGCGCCAUCACGGCCCCCGCCCGUUACAAUCGUGCCUAUGACGACUUGCGAGCGAGUUCAAGAUUUUGUCCAGAGGCAUAAGAUUUUGACGGGCGUCAUGGUGGUAGCGGUGGGAUAUGUCACGUACAAAACAGUCCAGACAAGGAAGCUUUCGCGCAAAACUCGACGGGCGAAGCGGGCGAGGAACGGCGGGAGGCUCGAGGUGGUGGUCAUUGCCGGCUCACCGACACUACCGCUGACCAAAUCCCUGUCACUGGAUAUGGAGCGGAGGGGCUUCAUCGUCUACAUCGUAUGCAGCUCGAUCGACGAAGAGUUGUUGGUACAGAACCUGUCCCGACCCGACAUUAAGCCGCUCGCCCUGGAUAUCACCGACCCUCCCAGCGCCGGGACCUCCAUUGAGCGAUUCGCCGCGUACCUACAAGCCCAACAUGCCGCCGUGCCCCGCUCAAAACCAAGCUAUUUGACAUUGACGUCGGUGAUACUGAUCCCCUCGCUCAACUACCAAACCUCGCCCAUAGCCACCAUCCCACCCUCCUCCUUCGUGGACCUCUUCAACACGCACCUGCUGCACCCCAUCCUCACCAUCCAGGCCUUUCUGCCCCUGCUCACCUCAAAGCUCACCCCCUACGGCGAAACGAGCACCACGCCCAAGGUCAUUGUCUUCACGCCCUCGAUAAUCUCCUCCAUCAACCCGCCCUUCCACGCCCCCGAAGCGACCGUCUGCUCCGCCCUCUCGGCGUUCACCGACGUGCUGGCCGCCGAGCUGCGGCCGUUGGCCAUCCCCGUUACCCAUAUUCAACUGGGGAGUUUCGACUUCGCUGGCUUUAUGCCCGCGCGCACGGGGCCUCAUCAGCAUCAACCCGCGUCACUCCCGGCUGAAACGCUCGGUUGGCCUGACGCGGCACGGCAUACGUAUGGAAGGAACUACAUGGUCCAAUCCUCGUCCGCCAUUUCCGCCGGCCGCAUCCGCGGGCUGCGGGGUUCGUCAUUGCGGCAUCUGCACAAUGCCGUGUUCGACGUCAUUGACGGUUCGGAGCAGAACAGCGUGAUCCGAGUUGGGCUCGGGGCGGGCCUGUACGGCUUCGUGGGGCGUUAUUUCCCGAAAGGACUUGUAUCCUGGAUGAUGGGCAUCCGGAAAGUGGACGAGCUCAGUGUUUGGUCUCGGGAAGGCUCGUACCAGGAGAGCGGGAGCGAGAAGAGUUUUAGUGAGAAUGGGGAUGCUGGCGAGGCUAGCGAAUUUAUUGCCGUUGGGAAGGAGGAAGACGUUGGGGCUAACGUUUGGAAAGAUUAA